Messenger RNA from Solea senegalensis (Senegalese sole), 5881 nucleotides. RefSeq names its product host cell factor C1b (gene hcfc1b). The record is from RefSeq and is a predicted model, not a curated record. The transcript is spliced from 32 exons. Lineage: Eukaryota; Metazoa; Chordata; Actinopteri; Pleuronectiformes; Soleidae. Gene Ontology annotation, biological process: regulation of DNA-templated transcription; chromatin remodeling. Gene Ontology annotation, molecular function: transcription coactivator activity; protein binding. Gene Ontology annotation, cellular component: histone methyltransferase complex. The coding region runs from base 565 to 5382 and encodes 1605 amino acids.
CUGUGGUGGUUGUUGUUAGCAGCAAGAUGGCGGUUCCCGUCCCGGCGCUCAGCCGCUGUGCUCUGCAUCUUUAACAGUGGAUCUCAGCCUCCGCGCCGCUCCGUGUCUCUGGCGCAUGGAGCAGCAGUUCGGCCUCGCAGUCGGCACUGGAUCUACGUUAGCGUUUGCCCUAGUUCGCGUUUGCCGGAGCAGCUACCGGCGGCUUUAUACCGACUCCCCACAGUGUUCACCGGGUAAAAUGGCGGACUGUCCGCUUCAGGCUGCAGGCUAACAGCUAACAGCACCGCGCUCCGUUUCUGAGCCGCCGGCUGGUUCCGCACCGGAUCAUUGUGUCCAGUCUGUGUCUGCAUCGAAGACCGAUUCUUCAGUGUCUGGUUAACGAUACCGAUUCCUGGACAGACGCCGGGCUCUGCCCGCACUAAACGCUGGCUAGUUAGCCACUGAGCUAGUUAUCAGGCUAAUGCUAACCCGCGCUGGCACCGAGCAGGAGACGAUUUAAAACUUUCAGAAACUUGGACUGGAGACACGUAUUUCCCCGUCACCGAGGACCGAGACAGAUACAUCAUGGCUUCCGAACCCGCCGUGGUGCUGCAGCCCCGCUGGAAGCGCAUCGUGGGCUGGACCGGGCCUGUGCCGCGGCCCAGACACGGACACCGAGCUGUAGCUAUUAAGGAGCUAAUGGUGGUGUUCGGCGGAGGAAACGAGGGCAUCGUGGACGAGCUGCACGUCUAUAACACAGCCACUAACCAGUGGUUCAUUCCUGCGGUGCGCGGUGACAUCCCGCCCGGCUGUGCUGCGUUUGGCUUUGUGUGUGACGGGACGAGGCUGCUGGUGUUUGGUGGGAUGGUGGAAUACGGCAAAUACAGCAACGACCUGUAUGAACUGCAGGCGAGUCGCUGGGAGUGGAAACGUCUGAAGGCCAAAGCUCCGAAGAACGGCCCGCCCCCCUGCCCACGCCUCGGACACAGCUUUUCUCUGAUUGGCAACUGCUGUUACCUGUUUGGAGGAUUGGCCAAUGACAGCGAGGAUCCCAAGAACAACAUCCCCAGGUAUCUGAACGACCUCUACUGCCUGGAGCUGCGUCCAGGCUCCAGCGUGGUCGGCUGGGAGAUCCCAGUGACGUCGGGUCAGCCACCGCCGCCACGAGAGAGUCACACGGCCGUGGUGACGAGUGGCCGCGCCGCCAACAGACUGAUAAUCUAUGGAGGGAUGAGCGGCUGCAGACUGGGAGACCUGUGGGUGCUGGACAUCGACUCCAUGACCUGGACCAAACCAGCCCUCAGUGGAACCGCCCCCCUCCCACGCAGUCUGCACUCUGCCACCGUCAUCAACAACAAGAUGUAUGUGUUUGGAGGUUGGGUUCCUCUGGUGAUGGACGACGUUAAAGUGGCCACUCAUGAGAAGGAGUGGAAGUGCACCAACACACUGGCCUGUCUCAACCUGAACUCCAUGUGUUGGGAGAUGGUGCUGAUGGACAGUGAGGAGGACAACGUGCCUCGGGCUCGUGCAGGUCACUGCAGCGUCGCCAUCAACUCCAGACUCUACAUGUGGAGUGGCAGAGACGGAUACAGGAAAGCCUGGAACAACCAGGUGUGCUGCAAGGACCUGUGGUACCUGGAGUCAGAGCGUCCCUGUCCUCCGUCUCGUGUUCAGCUGGUUCGUGCGAACACGUCCUCUCUGGAGGUGAGCUGGGGACCGUCUCAGACGGCCGACACUUACCUGCUGCAGCUGCAGAAGUACGACAUUCCCGCGACACCUGCCAUUAGCACCGCCCCCCAGAGCCCCACCUCCUCUGACCAGGCUGUCCCGCUCUCUGGCGCCGCCCUGGUUCCCUCCCCCUCCACGUCUGUGGCUGGAAGCCCGUUGGCUUCAGCGGUGAAAGCACCAGCUGUUCUCAAGGUAGCGGCAGCUCCAGGAGCAGUAGGCGGAGCCUCCAUCAUCACCGUGAGACAGGCCACGCCCAAAUCGGCGGCCGCGGUGACACUUCCUGCGGGAGUUCGUAUGGUGGUUCCCACUCAGGCAGCACAGGGGACGCCAAUAGGAAACAGUCCUCAGAUGAGCGGCAUGGCGGCGUUAGCGGCGGCGGCCGCAGCCACUCAGAAGAUUCCGCCCUCCUCGGGAGCGGUGCUGAGCGUCCCCGCGGGAGCAGCUGUCGUGAAGGCGGUGGCCGCUAAAGUGGCCGCUCCUGUUACCAUGCUGACUAACCCGGCCACACGCAUGCUAAAGACCGCGGCCGCUCAGGUGGGCGGGGCCUCCAUGCUCGCCAGUCCCGGGACGCCAGGUCGACAGCUGAUCACGGUGCACAAGGCGGGUGCAGUGCCCGUCUCCCAGCACGGUCAGGUGGUCACCACGAUGGUGGGUGGAGUCACAAAGACCAUCACCCUUGUGAACAGCCCUCUCGGAGGGGGCGGGGCUCUGAUCGGGAACCUGGGGAAGGUGAUGUCAGUGGUCCAGAACAAACCGGCUCAGACUGCAAGUGGCGCCGUCGCUCAGCUCCUCCAGGCGAAGGGCGGUCUCCCCGCAGGAACCAUCCUGAAGCUGGUGACGUCAGCAGACGGUAAACAGACAACGCUCGUCAGCGCCGCACAGUCUGGAUCCACCAGCAGCAAACCCACCAUCAUCAAGACCAUCCCAAUGUCAGCGCUGCAGGGAGGGGCCGGGAACAGUCCAUAUACCAUCCUCACUACCAAGGUGAUGUCACCAGGAACGAUGGGAAAGAUCAUCACCACUGUCCCAAAGAUGACCACAGGAGGUCAGCCAGGGGUCACACAGGUGGUGUUGAAAGGAGCUCCAGGUUCUCCGGGUACCAUCCUCAGAACUGUCCCGAUGAGCGGUGUGCGACUGGUGUCGCCAGGGAGCAAGCCCGGCAUCACCACUCUGGUCGUCAAGGCAGCCUCAGGCGUGUCCACUCUGGCCACAGUGGCAGGAAGUGCUUCCACUACUGUGACGGGCGGCACCAUCGCUGCCUCCAGCGCUUCCCUGGCCACACCCAUCACCACCCUGGCAACCAUUGCUACGCUGGCCAACCAGGUUACCACAGUGACGGCCAGUGCAGCUGUACCUAAGCAGGUGACACUGAUCACAACGCCGAGCGGUGCCGAGGCUCAGCCACUGGUCCAGGAUCUGCCCGUCUCCUUCAUGGCGUCGCCCACCUCUGAGGAACCAGGAGGUACGACGAGCACUGCGACUGUGACAGUUGCAGGAACGACCGUGUGCUCCAACCCGCCCUGUGAGACGCACGAGACCGGCACCACCAACACCGCCACCGUCGCCAUGGCAACCAUGGGUGGCGGCAACAGGGUGUGUUCAAACCCACCCUGCGAGACGCAUGAGACGGGGACGACCAACACCGCCACCGUCGCCACAGCAACCAUGGGUGGGGGGGACAGGGUGUGUUCAAACCCACCCUGCGAGACGCACGAGACAGGGACAACCAACACCGCCACCGUCGCCUCCACCAGUAUGAGCCGGGAACUACAGGUGAGCUCAGCUCAGCAGUCUGCUCUUUCACCCGUCGUCACCGUGACUUCGUCAAACGUCUGCUCCAAUCCUCCAUGUGAGACUCACGAGACCGGAACCACCAACACCGCGACCACGGCGGGAGCGGGAGGAGUCAGACAGGUGUGUUCAAAUCCUCCCUGUGAGACCCACGAGACUGGAACCACCAACACAGCGACCACAGCAGGAGCGGGAGGAGCAGUCAGACAGGUGUGUUCAAAUCCUCCGUGCGAGACCCACGAGACUGGAACCACCAACACAGCGACCACAGCAGGAGCGGGAGGAGCAGUCAGACAGGUGUGUUCAAAUCCUCCGUGCGAGACCCACGAGACUGGAACCACCAACACAGCGACCACAGCUACAGCUCAACAGGGUGGAGACAAUCUCCAGGGAGACUCCUCAGACCCCACCUCCUCCUCUGACUCCACCCCCUCCACCACCACAGCCAAUCAGAGCAGGGCCGUCACCACAGUUACACAGGCCACACCCACACCUGGACCUUCCAUACCGGCGAUCUCCUCAUUGGUCGGUGAAGAGAGGGCGGGGUCAGAGGCCGUUGCCAUAUUGACGGAGGAGGCGGAACCUACGCAGACAGUCAGUCAGUCAGAGGCUGUGAUGUCAUCAGCAGCAUCAGUGUUACAGGUUCAGGUGGAAGGCAGCGAGGCCACAGCACAGAUGGAGACAUCAGACAGUGGUCUUCCUCAGGAGCUGAUGUCAUCAGACGGGGACGAAGGUGACGUCGUCUCUGGAGCGACGACCCUGAUGGUGACGGGACUGACCCCAGAUCAGCUGACUGUUGCCACGGUAACAGGAGACGCAGCUCAGCAGGCGACGAUACAGGCAGUGCUUCAGGCUACAGCACACAGAGUGGACCAGUCCAUCCCCAUCGUCCUCACCCAGCAGGAGCUUGCUGCUCUGGUGCAGCAGCAGCUGCAGGACGUCCACAACCAUCCAGAACCAGAACCAGCACAACCAGAGCCGAGCAGUGUCCCCACAGAGGGCCUUGCUCCCGCAGACAGCCUCAACGACCCAACAGCGGAUGGAAAUGUCCACGAGAUGACAUCAUCAGCCGUCACCAGUGCUGUCGCACGAUUGGCCAGCACGUUCAGCCCCGCCCCUCCUCUGACAGCAGGACCAGUUAAGAUUGCAGCUGCCCCUGUCAAGACCGAGACGACCAAUGGCAUUGCAGCAACUACAGGGGUGAAGACGUCGGGUGGGGACAGUCAUUGGUACGACGUCGGGAUCGUAAAGGUCACUAACAUGGUCGUCUCUCACUUCUAUGUCCCAUACGACGACAACGUGGCCGACGACGAUUCAGGUGUGCCACCUGACUACAGUCAGAUGAAGAAGGUGGAGCUUCAGCCAGGGACCGCCUACAAGUUCCGUGUUGCAGGGAUCAACAUCUGCGGCCGCGGCGCCUUCUCCGAGGUGUCGGCGUUUAAAACGUGUCUGCCCGGUUUCCCUGGAGCGCCCUGUGCCAUCAAGAUCAGCAAGAACCUGGAUGGCGCUCAGCUCACCUGGGAGCCUCCGGCCGUCACGUCAGGCCGGAUCGUAGAAUACUCGGUUUACCUCGCCAUCCAGUCCAGUCAGGCUGCCGCCUCUUCAGGCUCUGGCCCCGCCCAGCUGGCGUUCAUGAGGGUCUACUGCGGCGCGAACCCGUCCUGCCUGGUCCAGGCCUCCAGCCUCGCCAAAGCACACAUCGACCACACCACCAAACCCGCCAUCAUCUUCCGCAUCGCAGCUCGCAACCAGAAGGGCUACGGUCCGGCCACGCAGGUGCGGUGGUUACAAGAGACGAGUAAAGACACGAAAACAGCAGUGAAGAGGGGCGGAGCCUCUGACACGAAACCUGGUGGACCAAAGAAGUUCAAAACUGACCAAUAAGAGCCUGAGUCUGCUGACAACUCUGGUUGCCAUGGUGAUGGGUGGGGGGGGUGUGGAUCUGGCCAAUUCCUGUCCAGCAAGAAACGAACUAAAGUACAAAAGACUUGUAGCAUAUUUGUAAAUUAUCGGCCAUUCUGACGGUGACACCGUUGUCAUGGAGACGACAGGGGUGGAGUCAACAGUGUUUCAUGGAGAAAUGGGAACAAUAAAGUUUGAGUUUGUUUGAGUCGUAGCUUUUUUGAACAUCAUUUGAAAGGUCACUAUGCUGUCAGGGGGGCGGGGCCCCAGUCAGGGGGGUGGAGUUUAAACUUUCUCUGUUGUACAUAAUUUCCUUUUUGUUUUUUUUUUAUAUAAUCGUUACAAAAAUUGUUUCUGAUUUUUCUUCAGUUGAUGAGACAGAGCGCCCCCCACUGGUCAGUGGGCAAAACUGCAGCUAUUCAAAAAUUAAACCUGUUUGUCAAUAAUCCCUGGAUCAAUAAAGAUUUUUAGAGCAUUUUUA